Molecule: messenger RNA, 1468 nt
Organism: Cuscuta campestris
Lineage: Eukaryota; Viridiplantae; Streptophyta; Magnoliopsida; Solanales; Convolvulaceae
Source: the annotation of a GenBank genome assembly
GGUAUUUUGGAAAGUCAACAAAAGAUUAUCCUCUUUAUUUUACUACUUUAAUCAAAAUGUUUUGAGUAGAGUUUGGUGUGAUGGAGAUAUCUUCGUCUUCUCUAUGGAUCAAAGAUUUGUGACGCAGUAAUUCCCAUUUCUUCUUCAAUCCCUCUGUCCCAACGUCCUCAUGACCGUUCUUCCCUCCAAUCCUUCCACAAACCCUAACCCUAAUUUCCUUCCAUGUCAAACCCCUCUUCUCCCAUCACCACCAUUCCCCAUCCAACAAAUUUCCCGCGUCCUUCCCACAAAGCCCUGCUUCAGAGUCCUCUGUUCAUCCCAGAACCCGAACCUCCCGCGGAUCCUCCGGAGAGUGCCCGACUGGGCCGACGCGAUCAAAGAGACCCGGAUGCAUCAGAAGCGGCGCCUCUACAAGCACGGCGACUGGGUGCUGCAUCGGAGCUCCCUGAGGCACCUCAGGCAUCUCUCCACCGUCCUGAGCUCGAGGGUGAUCCUCUCGCUGGUCCCUCCGGUGACCGCGCUCACCUCCGUCGCCGCCGCGGUCGCGGCCUACAACUCCGCGGUAGAUCUGAAUUGGCUGCCGCCUGAGUUUUUCCCGGUGCUGAGGGCCUCUUCUCUGCCAUACCAGUUGACGGCCCCCGCGCUGGCGCUUCUUCUGGUGUUCCGGACUGAGGCCUCCUACUCGAGGCUAGAGGAGGGCCGGAAAGCGUGGAGUAAUGUGAUUGCAGGGGCAAACAACAUGGCAACACAAGUGAUGGCUGUUGUUGAUUGUCAGAGUGAUGCAUUGCUUAGGAAAUCACUCUUACAGUAUAUAAUGGUUUUUCCAGUUGCUCUUAAGUGCCAUUUAGUGUAUGGCUCGGAUAUAGAAAGUGACCUAAAAAACUUGCUUGAAGCUGAUGAUCUGGCUAUAGUUCUGGGUUCAAAGCAUCCACCACGCUGCAUCAUUGAGUUUAUAUCACAUUGCAUUCGUUCUCUCACUAUAGAGGAAACAAAGCUUCAGCUACUGGAAUCAAAGAUCUCAUGUUUCCACGAAAGCCUUGGCGCGUGCGAGCAGCUUGUCAGCAUUCCCAUCCCGCUGUCGUACACACGGCUAACAUCAAGGUUUUUGGUCCUUUGGCAUCUCACGCUCCCCAUUAUAAUAUGGGAUGAGUGCCACUGGAUGGUGAUCCCUGCUACUUUCAUCAGUUCCGCUUCUCUAUUUUGCAUUGAAGAGGUUGGUGUUCUCAUAGAAGAGCCAUUUCCAAUGCUUGCACUUGAUGAGCUGUGCAAUGCACUUCACGAAAGCAUCCGCCAAGCCAUGGCUAACGAGAAAGCAAUUCAAGAAAACAUCAGUGCCAAACGAAAGGCACAUUUUACGUCAAGAAAUGGAUGCUCAGACUCUCUUAACUGAACUAUACUGUAAAUAAAGAAGAAAAGAUUGUAGAUUAAUUAUAUGAACAUAGAUGUACUAUAAACAGAUUUCACACGG